AUGGUACUAAAAAUGUUCAAAUUUUGUUUCUAUGCGGAUGUUUCAGGGUUUCACACUUGGCAGGCCACUUAUGGCUGUGAGUUCACAGGAAACGGGAGCAAACAUGGUUAUUCACAAUACGGCUACGACGGGAGGACCUUCCUCACCUUUGAUAAAGAGACACUGAGCUGGGUGGCUCCUGAGCCCCAGGCCCAGAUCACCAAGAGGAAUUGGGAUGUUAAUGUGCAGUGGUCCCAGAGAAAUAAAGUCUACCUGGAGAAGGAAUGCAUUGAAUGGCUGGAGAAGUACCUGUCAUAUAGGAGGAAGGAGAUGCUGCUGAGGGCAGAGCCCCCGGUGGUGACGAUGAGCAGCAAGAUGGAGGCCGAUGAUAGGAUGGAGACGCACGUCUGCCGAAUCCACGGCUUCUACCCAAGGGAGAUCGAUGCCUCCUGGAUGAGGGAUGGGGAGGUCUGGCUCGAAGACACUUUCCGUGGGUCCAUAGCCCCCAAUGCGGAUGGGACCUACCACUAUUGGCUCGGCAUCCGGAUCGAUCCCAAAGAGAGGGGCCGCUAUCGGUGCCACGUGGAGCAUGAUGGACUGCAGGAGCCUCUGGAAAUGACCCUGAAGGUUUCAGAAUCCGACCUGGGGCUCAUCAUUGGCUGCGUUGUGGCUGGUCUUGUCCUGGUGUGUGUGAUUGCUGGGACUUUAUUCUUCAUGAAACAUCGGAAUGACUACAAAGCAGCACCAACAAGUUACAAAGGAUCCGACAGUUCAGACUGCGGGAGCAACCAGGCCAUUUAG
This is a messenger RNA of Protobothrops mucrosquamatus (brown spotted pit viper), 780 nucleotides long. RefSeq names its product major histocompatibility complex class I-related gene protein. Gene Ontology annotation, biological process: immune response. Lineage: Eukaryota; Metazoa; Chordata; Lepidosauria; Squamata; Viperidae. The transcript has 7 exons. The record is from RefSeq and is a predicted model, not a curated record. The coding region runs from base 1 to 780 and encodes 259 amino acids. Gene Ontology annotation, cellular component: external side of plasma membrane.